GGACGGGUGUCUGGCAGCGGUCAUAUCAGCCGGUUUGACCUGUCAUCAAACCCAUCAGACUGGAGGAGACGGGUCAGCCUGCAGGCGGCGCUAUAUAUCUCCUUUUCCUGAGGACCCAGCUGUGAGGGGAACCACAAGUCUCAGCAGGAUUACACAGAGGAAUGAUGGCGAAACAGACAACUACAACUCCCACAACCCCCCGGGCUCUCAGGUAGGGGCGGGGCUCCCGGCCUCUUAUCUCAGUCGCUGUGGUAACGAUGUAUUCUCGCGAGGUUUGUUGCUUACCAAGAUGGCGGCGUCCAUAGAGCAUCUGCUGUGUGCGCUGUCCGGGGCCGGGGACCACCUGGAGGAGCUGCGGACCCUACAGACGGCGGUGCUGGCCCUGCCCCUGGGGGCCCUGAGGGAGAGGGGCCCGGAGCUGCGGCUGGACGGCGUCUUCUCCAUCAUGAACGGCGGCGACAGGGAGCAGGUUUCGUUGUGCGUUACGAUCCUGGAGAGAAUCCUUCAGGCUUUGGAUCCGGUUCACAUUGCCAGAAAUUAUAAGGAAGAACUGCAGAGGGGGCUGCACCACCCCGAGGACCCCGUCAGGCUGCUGGCUAUAUCACAGGUCGGGAGGAUUGUGGAGAGUUCGGAGGCGAUGACCGAAAUACUGAACAACCUGGAUCUGCUGAGACAAAUGAUCGUGUGCAUCGGAGGAGACAAGAUCGCGGUGGCGAAGGAGGCGAUGACGUCCCUCUCCAGGAUCGGUCGCAGCUCGCCCGGAUUACAGCUUCUGUUCGGGAGCAACUUGUUAUCAGAACUGAGGGCGGUGAUGGCGGUGAGCGACGUAGUGCGGUACAGAGUGUACGAGCUGGUGCUGGAGAUCGCCUCCGUGUCGGCCGAGUCUCUGAGCUUCUGUGCCAAUUGUGCCAUUCUGCCGCAGUUACUGGAGGAGCUGACGGGGGACGACGUCCUUGUGAGGGUAGCCUGUGUGGAGAUGGUCACAUCCCUGUCGGGCACACUCCAUGGACGCCAGUAUCUGGCCCAGCAGGGAGUCAUUGAUAAGAUAUCUAACCUGAUAGUGGGGGCGGACGCGGACCCCUUAUCGGGGCUCUAUUUACCAGGUCUGGUGAAAUUCUUUGGAAAUCUGGCGCUGGUGGACAGUCCGCAGCAGAUCUGUGAGCAUUACCCAGCAUUCCUGAAGAAAGUGUUUGAUAUGGCGACGGGUCAGGAGCCCACCAUGAUCGGCGUCGCUGUGGACACACUGGGGGUCCUGGCCUCUAACAUAGAAGGGAAACAAAUACUACAGAAAGCGGGUAGCCGAUUUAUUGAAGUUUUCAGGAGAAUCGGUCACCAUGCGAGGAGCAGCCCCACCGAGCUGCGUGUGCGUUGUUUAGACGCCAUCGCCUCCAUCAUGUUCCUCCUGCCGGACGACCACACGGACGACCUCCUAGCGAUGGCGGAGUCUUGGUUCCGGAGCCUGUCCACCCAGCCCAUAGAGACGUUCCGGAGCAUGGCGGCCCAGCCCUUCCCGGAGCUGCACUGCGGAUCGCUCAAGGUCUUCACUGCCAUCGCCAACCAGCCCUGGGCGCAGCGGAUGAUGAUUGACAGCCCGGGGUUCGUGGAGUAUAUCGUGGACCGAUCUGUGGACCCCGACAAGGAUUCCAAGGACGCCAAAUUUGAACUUGUUAAAGCGCUAAUUGGCGCCAAAACCACAGCGGAAGUGUUCGGGAACCAACAUUACCUGCGGUUGCGCGCCUAUCACCGGGAGGGCCCCUACUAUGUCAGAGCCGUGUCCACUGUAGCGGUGGAGGGAGCAGAGUAGGUAACGGAAAAGACGUAAUGUGAGCGACCGACUGCGGAGCAAUGGUGGACGCUGGGGCCCUCUCGGUGGCGCCUCUACGGGGCCUGUUACUUUUCCAUAGAAAAUAUACGAUAUCCAAGAGGGCCGCCUCCUGUGCUGUCUGUUCAUCUGACCUCGGUGGGCGAAGAUGUGCUUGGUGCUGGGGCACUCUAUGUUAUUUGUGGGGUCACAUGACGCAGACACAACCAGUCAUGUGUCCUGAGGGUCUCCAACCAGGGUGCCUCUAGGUAAUGCGAAACUACAACUCCCAGCAUGCCCGGACAGCCAACAGCAUGCUGGGAGUUUUAGUUUUGCAACAGCUGGAGGCACCCUGGUUGGGAAACACUGGUUCAAUCAUUGCAUAAUGAAACAGUCCAGAGUCUUCUUUUGGGGGACAAAUUCUAAACUCUUUGCGCCAAAAAUUUUGGCAUGAAAAACUUUCCACCAGAUAUUUAGUGUUUUACACCAGACUAAUCCAAGGUUCACACUAGUCACGCCAGUUCUUAGCUCGUGUAGAUAGUGUGAGGAAUGAGCGGUGCCUCGGUGCUUCGCCCCACUCCUGUCUGUGCUUCGAUCUGGUGUAGAUAGUGUGAGGAAUGAGCAGUGCCUGGGUGCUUCGCCCCCCUCCUGGCUGUGCUUCGAUCUGGUGUAGAUAGUGUGAGGAAUGAGCGGUGCCUCGGUGCUUCGCCCCCUCCUGGCUGUGCUCUCU
Messenger RNA from Hyla sarda, 2531 nucleotides. RefSeq names its product proteasome 26S subunit, non-ATPase 5 (gene PSMD5). NCBI's taxonomy places the organism in Eukaryota, Metazoa, Chordata, Amphibia, Anura, Hylidae. Gene Ontology annotation, cellular component: cytosol. Gene Ontology annotation, biological process: proteasome assembly. The record is from RefSeq and is a predicted model, not a curated record.